CUAAAACUAUACUUUUAAUUUUUCUAAUCUCUGUGUUAUUUAAUGUCUAUAAAAUGUGUAGGAUUCCAGCUUUCCAGCUAUUUUUUUUUUGCACUGUAUAGUUUUUACUUUCAGCAUUUCACCUUUCUUCCUGCAGCCUUGAAGACAGUCAUUUCGUUCCUCCCUUUCUUUCUGUUGCCCAAAUCGCUUCCUCGUUUAUCCAUACUGUCCUCAGGAAAAUGCAGAUAUGUAUCCGAGAGGGCGUAUAAUGCAUCCAUGAUCCACAGGAAUCCUGAAUCCUUGCAGCUGAUUGGCUGCUGGGUCCUGCCUCUUGUUGGGAUGGACCUGUUGGAUAAAAGGACCAUUUUCUAAAGGACUCUUGUGUGUUAGACACAGGAUCAUGCACUGGGGACCAUCCUGUGAGACACUAAAAUAAGAAAUAGGCCUUUUCAAGUAGCAUCGAAGACACCAUGACGGGGAAGCAAGGCGCCGUGCUGUUGGAAAGUUUAAAUUUAUCGGAGAAAACCUCUCUGGGUGCUAAUGGAGGGAGUAACAGCCUCCAGCCGAAGAGCAGCGCGACCCAUCCGCCGCCCAGGUGCACCGGCUUUGGCAUCCAGGAGAUACUGGGGCUCAAUAAGGAGCCGUCCGCGGCCCCGAGGAGCCCUCUGAGCACGCUGCCGGCCGGGGCUCACCUCAUCGCCGCCAGGUCCGUGCUGGGCCCCGCCGGCGUGGGUAUGGGUGUCGGGAUGGGAUUACUCGGCCCUGGUGGAAUUCCGUCGUUUUACAGCCAGCCAGCGUUUCUGGAGACGGUGCUGUCGGACGCACAGGAUGUUCACCUGCAGCCCCACAGCAGGUCCGUGGGGCCGCUGGACACCAGCCAGUCAGCCAGCUCAGACUCCGAGGAUUUAUCUUCAAAUGAACGAAAACUCUCAAAGUCAUCUGUAAAUCAGAGCAAGAAACGCAAGAAACGACGUCACCGGACAAUAUUCACCUCAUAUCAGCUGGAGGAGCUGGAAAAGGCCUUUAAUGAAGCGCACUACCCGGAUGUUUAUGCCCGAGAGAUGCUGGCCAUGAAAACAGAACUACCUGAGGACAGGAUACAGGUUUGGUUUCAGAACCGCAGAGCUAAGUGGAGGAAGAGGGAGAAAUGCUGGGGCCGCAGCACUGUGAUGGCUGAGUAUGGGCUGUAUGGAGCCAUGGUGAGGCAUUCAAUCCCUCUGCCGGAGUCCAUCCUCAAGUCUGCCAAGGAUGGCAUCAUGGAGUCCUGCGCCCCCUGGCUGCUCGUCCAAGAUGGCUUACCAAUCAACAGACGCAAUUCUAAAUCUGAAUACCCGCAACUCUUUGCAGGGAUGCACAAAAAGUCCAUGGAGGCAGCUGUUCCCCCGCCAACAGGAAAGUGCGACGCUCCCCAGCAGCCCAGCUCUCAGAGGGCAGAAGACGCUGAGGCGGAGGAAAAGAGGUCAGAAGGCAAGUCCACCAUUUCUAAAGAGGAACUGAGAGAGAACAGCAUUGCUGCACUCAGGGCCAAGGCACAGGAGCACAGUGCCAAAGUGCUGGGGACGGUUUCUCAUGACAGACUGCAGGAGGGCAAACAGGAGAGACAGGCGGCCGAGGAGAAAGCCAGUGAUCCCCUGAGUCCAGCAGAGGAGGAGAAAAGCCCAUAGAGACUGAGGACUUUUAUUCUCCUGGGUGAAUGCAGUGGCCUGGCUGCUUUCAGCAUGUGUCCGGACUUACCCGACAUAAACACACUGUCCUGCAGGUAUUCAUCCUUCAUCGACUUCUCUAAACUGGCCUGCAUCUGGACGUCUCUGAGAGGAAAACUCAUCUGCUGCACAGAAGCUGCAAAUGCACUUUUUCUGAUUUACUUCCAAACUUACAGUUUACUUACAGUUGUUGUUUCUUAUGCAUAGUAGAGUGGGAGUUAAGUGUUAAUAACGGUGUAUAUAUAGAGCCAGAUGAGUCAAAUUUUAUCCAGUAUAACAUUUAUAAUAUUUCAAUUAGGACUACCAAUGACCAAUGAGCAGUCAGUGUCUGAAGGUCUACAUUUCAUCCUUGACAUUCAUUUUAAUGUUGCUUGUACAGUUAGUAAAUGGUGACAUUUGAAAUAAGAACCAUCCCACCGACAGUACUCUUUUAAGAGAAAGAAAGUAAAUGUUGUCCUAUAUCGCGUUGUAUAUAAUUGAUAUAUUAAUCUCUCUCACUAAGGCACAAUUUUAAAUAUGUUUUCUUGUAGUAUUAAAGAAAAUGUUUGUGUUUUCAUUUCAAAAUGUGUAUAACUCAAAAUACAAAG
Molecule: messenger RNA, 2269 nt
Organism: Seriola aureovittata
Lineage: Eukaryota; Metazoa; Chordata; Actinopteri; Carangiformes; Carangidae
Gene: vsx2
Product: visual system homeobox 2
Exons: 5
Coding region: 450-1643 (397 amino acids)
Biological process (GO): regulation of transcription by RNA polymerase II
Cellular component (GO): nucleus
Molecular function (GO): DNA-binding transcription factor activity, RNA polymerase II-specific; sequence-specific double-stranded DNA binding
Source: RefSeq, a predicted model, not a curated record